This is a messenger RNA of Myotis daubentonii (Daubenton's bat), 10443 nucleotides long. It is a transcript of the gene ZC3H12C, whose product is annotated as zinc finger CCCH-type containing 12C. The record is from RefSeq and is a predicted model, not a curated record. Gene Ontology annotation, cellular component: cytoplasmic ribonucleoprotein granule; nucleus. Gene Ontology annotation, molecular function: metal ion binding; mRNA binding; RNA endonuclease activity. Lineage: Eukaryota; Metazoa; Chordata; Mammalia; Chiroptera; Vespertilionidae.
AACUGAAGCCCUUGGCAGAGAGAAAACAAUGGUUCUUGCUUUAAAAAUUAGUUUGUCAUUCAGAACCUAGUAAUCACAUUUAGUUAAAAAAUAUUUUCAGAUUUUUAACUUUCCUGACAUUUUUGAGAUGGCAUACCUUCAAGCUCUUUUGAGGAAAAUAUCUAUAGACAAAUGGUGAACUACUGUGUCAUACUUUAUAUUUCCUUUUUUUGGGGGGGGAAACAAUAAUUUCUAGGCCUUUAGUAGGCAUAAAGAAUGCUCUCAGUGAGAUAACUGAAAAUUUUAACCAAAUAGAGUACAUCUUCCUCUUAUUUUGUACAGAGAGAAGAGCUUAUUUAUACUUUGGUGGCACAAUAAGGAUAUGGCCAAGAGUCCCAACCAAUAUGAUAUUGUCCGAGUAGUAUUCACAAAUGAUCUUAAUUAUGAGUAGCCUCUGUAUAUGUGUGUGAAAGGAAAGAUUGAUUUUGACUGUUCGGGGGCCCUAACCAAAUUUUGUGUCUUUAGAGUUCAUGAUUAAGUGCAUAAGGGAAAAGCCGAGGUUCUGCAUAAAUCAGCCUGUGUCAGAAAAUUGUAAGAGCAGCUUUUUGCCUUUGCUCCUUUAAUUUGCACUGGAAUGAAAAGGAGGUGCUCGAGUGUGUGCAGGUGCGUGUGCACACGCUGAAUCACAUAAGUAGCGAGCAGGACAGCCCCAGGUUUCCUUUUUCCGUAGUAGGGAAAUUGUCUCACAACAUCUGAUGGUGUUUACAUUUUUAUUGAAUUUUUUUCAUCAUCAGAGGCCACUCAAGAUAUGACUUAUGCAGCCUCAGAAGCAAGUAGUCCCCAGCAUUAUAAAUACUGCAGUCUGAAACCAACAUAAAUCAGGGAUAACAAGCUUCCUCACUGAGGGGGCUGGUUUUUGUAGACUUUUAUAUCCUUCAAAAAUACCACAAUGUUUCUUCUUUAUAAAGUUAGCUAUUUGCUGAACUGGAAUCUGAAUAUUACAUCUUACAAAUUUUAUUAAGUACAAAUAUUUUUAACAGGUUUAAAGGUUUUGCUUUCAUUAGUAUCCAUCAUAAAAUAAUUUUACACUACCCUCUGACAUACACGUAAGAUGGUCUGUCCUGGUGAUUUUAGGUUGAAGUUAGUUUUGUCUAAAUUAUGCAUUUCAGAUGAGUCAUUUGGCACAAAGUUGCACAAAACUUGUUUUGACUUACUACACUGUACUUUAGUGAAACUGAUAAAAUCAAUUGUUUGUAAACCCUUAAACCUUUGUUUUUAAAAUAUUAGUGUCAUCAUCUCUUUUCCUCUUUUUAUUGUCUUGCAACAAAUUAACCAAUACUUACCAAUAUUUUAGACCUCCCAGUAUUUCCAGGGAAAUAGUUUUAUUAUAAUCUGUCUCAUUUCACCAGUAACUCAGUUAUUACAGAAAGGGGAUUGCUGCAGUCGUUAAUUGCUACUUUGACACACAUCAUUUUCUUUCGUUCUCAAAAACAAAAAAAGCUGUACUAAAGAAUAGCCUCAACUUUUUGGAAACAUGCAACUUUUACUCCUUUAAAUGUAAUUGGUUUCUUUGUUCCAUGCAUUCUAAACAAGGAGGAAAAGCUGGCCUGCCCAAGCCAGGUGUUUCUUGUUGGCAGCCUGCUCCCUAAUGACUGCUCUCAGAGAGCAGCUGCCUACUAGUCAGCUUUGUAUGGCCUAUUGUUGCCGCACACUCCUCGUUAAUACACAUGCUGCCCAAGGCAGACCCCAAGAGUGACAUCAACUUGCUUAUCUUAAAAACCUGGAUGCAGGGUGCUGAGGUUGGCUUGCAUCUGCCUGGCCAACUAAUUGUGAGCUUUCUGGCCUAUGAUUGGCUGUUAUUCCACUCGAUAGUAGGUUAAGCAAAGACAUUGCCCGUCCAUCUGUUCAACCAUUCAUUGUUUUUCUUGCCUGCCUGGAAGUCUGCAGCUAAAAUUGUGUUAAGGAGUUACUGCUGAAGCUGCUACAGAAGCCAGUGUCUUUGUAUUUUCCUGCUAACGAAUACGGGGUGCUUUGCAUUCAGGAAUACAGAAAAAGCAGCAAAGUGGAGUCAGGUACACGGAACAGCUUCAUGGGCUUGAAGGAUCACCUGGGGCACGACCUAGGCCACCUUUGUGUGGAGAGCACUGACCCACAUUUAAGCACAUCUGUACCUUGGCCAAUGGUAGAAAAACCAACAAUGGAUAAAGUUAAUUCCGGGAAGGCAGGAAAGGAGGUGUCUGAAGAGAAUGCGAGCUCCGGUGACUCUGAAGAAAGCACAAAUUCUGAUCAUGAGUCAGAACAAUUGAGUAGCAUUUCGGUAGAGCCAUGCUUGUUAACCAAGACUCACAGACAACUCUGUAGGUCUCCCUGUUUAGAGCCUCAUGUCCUCAAAGGCAGUGAAAUCUUACAAGACUUGACACCCGAAGAGCCCCAGACCACAUCCAAGGAAGUGAAGAAACCCCCUGACGUGGUGCGAGAAUACCAAACGAAACUGGAGUUUGCACUUAAGUUAGGUUAUUCUGAAGAACAAGUUCAGCUUGUGCUGAACAAACUUGGUACUGACGCUUUAAUCAAUGAUAUUUUGGGAGAACUUGUCAAACUUGGAAAUAAAAGUGAGGCUGAACAAACAGUUAGUACAGUGAACAGUAUAAUGCGGGAAACGUCUUCCCUGGAAUCUCAGCGGUCUGAUUCUCCGAUGCAAGAGAUUGUCACGGAUGAUGGAGAAAACCUGAGACCGAUCGUUAUUGAUGGCAGCAACGUGGCAAUGAGCCACGGAAACAAAGAAGUGUUUUCCUGCCGAGGAAUAAAGUUGGCAGUGGACUGGUUUUUGGAAAGAGGCCACCGAGACAUCACUGUUUUUGUUCCUGCCUGGAGGAAAGAGCAGUCCCGGCCUGAUGCUCUCAUUACAGAUCAAGAAAUUCUUCGUAAAUUAGAGAAGGAGAAGAUCCUGGUGUUCACUCCGUCCCGGCGAGUCCAGGGCAGGCGGGUGGUGUGCUACGAUGACAGGUUCAUCGUGAAGCUGGCGUUCGAGUCCGACGGUAUAAUUGUGUCCAAUGAUAACUACAGGGAUUUGGCUAAUGAAAAACCAGAGUGGAAGAAGUUCAUAGAUGAGCGAUUAUUAAUGUAUUCAUUUGUCAAUGACAAGUUCAUGCCCCCUGAUGACCCUCUUGGCAGGCACGGUCCGAGCCUGGACAAUUUUCUGAGGAAGAAACCUAUUGUUCCCGAACACAAGAAGCAGCCUUGCCCAUAUGGAAAGAAGUGCACCUAUGGGCACAAGUGCAAAUAUUAUCACCCGGAAAGGGGCAGUCAGCCCCAGCGGUCGGUGGCCGAUGAACUUCGUGCCAUGUCAAGAAACACGGCUGCCAAGACUGCAAACGAAGGAGGACUGGUGAAAAGCAACAGCGUCCCCUGCAGCACCAAGGCUGACAGCUCUGCCGACGGCAAGCGAGGCGCCCCAAAGAGGCAGUCGGACCCAAGCAUCAGGACUCAGGCCUACCCAGACCUAGAGGAAAAGCUUCCCACCAAAAAUAAAUUGGAAACCAGGUCUGUACCCUCCUUAGUGAGUAUACCGGCUACUUCUACUGCAAAACCCCAAAGCACUACAUCUUUAAGCAAUGGCCUUCCAUCUGGAGUUCAUUUCCCACCUCAGGAUCAAAGACCACCGGGACAAUAUCCUCCAAUAAUGAUGACAACCAAAAAUCAUGGAACGCCAAUGCCUUACGAACAGUACCCCAAAUGUGACUCCCCUGUUGACAUUGGGUAUUAUUCCAUGUUGAAUGCAUAUUCAAAUCUGAGUAUCUCAGGCCCACGAAGUCCUGAAAGGCGUUUUUCCUUGGACACAGAUUAUAGGAUCAGCUCUGUAGCCUCUGACUGCAGCAGUGACGGGAGCAUGAGCUGUGGGAGCAGUGACUCGUACGUGGGCUACAACGACCGGUCCUACGUCAGUUCUCCCGACCCACAACUCGAAGAGAAUUUAAAGUGUCAGCAUAUGUACCCUCACAGCCGCCUUAAUUCCCAGCCCUUCCUGCAGAAUUUCCACGACCCCUUAACCAGAGUGCAAAGUUACAGUCACGAAGAACCAAAGUACCAUCACAAGCCGCCUCUUCCCCACCUGGCUGUGCACCUGCAGCACCCAGCGGUGGGAGCCCGGUCCAGUUGUCCUGGCGAGUACCCCUCUCCGCCGAGUUCAGCACACAAGGCACCACACCUGGGGCGGUCCUUGGUGGCCACGAGACUAGACAGCAUUUCUGACUCUCGGCUGUAUGACAGCUCUCCUUCAAGACAGAGAAAGCCUUACUCCCGCCAGGAGGGGCUGGGGAGCUGGGACAGGCAGGGCUACGGGAUUGACACCUACGGCUACCGGCAGACCUACUCCUUGCCUGACAGCGCCACGCAGCCCUGCUAUGAGCAGUUCACCUUCCAGAGCCUCCCCGAGCAGCAGGAGCCCCCCUGGCGGAUUCCGUCCUGCGGGCUGCCACAGGACCCCCCGAGGUAUCCGGACAACCGAGAGAAGAUCUACAUCAACUUGUGCAACAUCUUCCCACCUGACCUUGUGAGAACUGUCAUGAAAAGGAACCCUCACGUGACAGACGCCCAGCAGCUAGCCGCAGCCAUUUUAGUGGAGAAGUCGCAGCUGGGCUAUUGAAAGAUGAUGCAUCUUUGUGGUGUUUAGUAGUUUUUUGUUCAGCUCAAAUGCUGAGGGAGGUUUGCUACAAUAGCACAUGUGAUCUCCUUCUCAGCAAGGAGGUUAUAUAGUAUCCAUUUAUGUGAAAUACUGUAUCAUGGAACCUGUAUGUAUAGCCCCACAUAGUGGAAGUAUCACGGGAUUGCUUUACAUUCAAACUUUUUUUAACAUUUCCUUUUUAAAGCUAUAUCCUUGGCUGGAAAUUUUUCCAGUUUGAUUUAUUAGAUGUGAUCUUUGAUAUUAAUCUUUGGUGCAUCAGGGGUUUAUAUGCAGCACUUUUUAUCCUUAUUUCAUGUUUUAUUAACUUGGUGUUUCUCUAUCAAUUGCAAGCAAUUACAAUACCUUCAGAAUGUUGAACAUUUGACUAGACCUAGCAAACUAUUUUUUCAAGCCAAGCUUAAUUGAAUCUUUUACAGCUUUUUAAGUUAUUUUUAUUUGGGGGAAGUGGGCUUCUUUGUGCUAUAAUCAUUAUUUAUAGAAACAAAGAUAUACUACAGCACUGACUAUAUUUUAAACAAAUGUAAGUUACCAGUUUAUGUUGAAAUGGGUAACAGUAUAUACUAGAAUGAUUUAUAAUAUGGCACUUUUUAUUUUAUUUUUGUUCAGAUUUUUUUUUUGUCUGUUACGUAAUUAGUUAAUUUAAUAUGGCAGAUUUGAAGGAAAGCAGAUGCAAUCAAUGGGAAAAAAAUGUUUCCAUUUUUAUUUUAUGAAUAAGGCAAAAGCCGUAACUGUUACAGUUUCGAGCUUUGCAAUCCAGCUAUGAUGUGCUUCUAGAUAGUAGAAAUGGAAUUGAAUUCCUAGAUUUCCAUUGACCUGUAUUUUUAAUGUGUUUGUCUUUUUGUUUGGGGGCACAACAAAACUGGAUAAAGUAACCCUUUCGCAGUACUUGCCUGUUUUUAAUGAAUCUAAUUAUUCUCAAUGCAACUUUUAUAUUUAAUAUACUCUCUAGCUUUCCUGCUGUUUAUCAAGGCUGGCCUGAGGUGGUUUUAUGUGUUGAGAAUAUGCAACACUUAUUGAUACUGCACUAUGGAAAUGGCGAUGGAGGAGUUGUAAAUGGUAACUUAACAUUUUUGUAAGAUACUGUAUAUUUUCCAUUUUCCUGAAGGUUGUUUUAUGGGGGAGGGGGGGCUAUUAUAUUAUUAAGGCCAGAUUCUUGCCACAAAUAGUGUAGUUUUAGAUACAGACUAAAGUCUGUUUUAGUAUUAGUAAGGGAUAUUUCUGGUUUCAAAGUCACGGGUUUUGCUAGAUGCUAAUUCAUUUUCAUCGGUUAGAAGGUAGAUACUGCGAUCAGUGGCAGACAGUUGUGUGAUUGGUAUGACUUCCCUGUUGCCUCCAGUUUUUGAAUUUUACGUAGUGAAUGACUCGUUCCGAUCUGUUUCCUCAGUCUGCCAAGAUGCCCUGGGUAUUCUGAUUACUCCACAUGCUACAGUUCGAAGGAAAGCCCUGAAAAACCAGAAAGUACCUUUUACUGUUGAUACAAAUUGUAUCUUUUUAACUAUAAGAACUUUUUGAUUUGUAGAUCUAGUUAAAACACAAAAGUGUAACAUGAUUAGACUUUUGGGCAACAUUUUAUCCCUUAUUUAAAUACAAAUUUUUUUAAGUAAAAUUGAGGUCUAGAAUAGGGUAGAAAAUUAAAGUAACAAUUUAGGUAAAUAAAAGUGUCUGUCCUAGUUUUAUAUAAUAUAUUAAAGUAUAUUAAAUAAAUUUAUUGGCAUUUUCUUUCUCCUAAAAACAUCUAGUGUGAACUUAAAAUAAAGGUAAAAUGCUGCCUGAAAAUAAUGUCCAAGCACCUUUGACUAGGAUAACAUUUUCACUACUUGUGUGACACUGUGUGUUGCAUGAAGUAGGGUUUGGGUAUACAGUAAAUGCUUCUAAAAGGCAUUGUGCAUAUUGACAUAUCCAAUAAUCUGAACCGUGUUCAGCAAACUUAAUCCAGGAAAGUGGUGUUCUACACAGUUGUUGCUGUUGUUGUUUGAAGCGAGUGUGGCUCUCGUCUGUAACUAGAAAGAAUGCGGAGGAAGCCACACACCAUUCCGGCGGUGUCUGCCAGGGCGCCCCCCUCGCCUGUGAACUUGUUCUCCUUGUUUCGUGGGUCACGCUCUGUAGGACAAGCCUAAAUGCAGAGGCGAAACCAGUGCCAAAAAUAGGGUUACAAAUGCAUGGCACCUUUUAUUUCAGUCAUAUUCCAAGUCUUUUUCUUAUUUUUAGUGUGAAAUCACUUUUAAAAUGUACAUGUAGUUUUUGCUUCCAUUUUCUUAACUUUAAUAUCUCAAUUGUUUGGAGAUGCUGGCAAACAUUACUAAAUUUAUUUAAGUGAGAUUUUAGGUGAAAUGUAUAUCACACCUUUAACUGUACCUUCUAAAUGUUUUUAGCCAACCAUCUGUCAUUGCUUCAUGGAUUUUAGACUAUGGGGAAUGGGGGGCUUGCCCCGCCUGUCCUGAGUGGAGAGCUCUGAGCUGCCCACACUGAAACCCUUCAGUGUAAUUGUAAGUGAAGAUACAGCCAUUUUCUUAUGACGAGAGGACAAUUUGCCGCCCCUCUCCUCCCCCUUUUAUUGAAGCACCAGUGUUGCUUUCAGAGCUUAAGAAUCAGGUAUUUGGCAGACUUUAGAUACAUCCAAUUCUUAAUUAUCUAAAGCAAUAUGUAAAAGGAUCCACCGUUAAAAUAAACCCAUAGCUGAAUCCAAACCUUUAAUUUAGCCAAAACUUUUACCUUAAUCCUAUCUUUUACCAGACUCGCUAAUAGAUAAGAGAGGUGGUUAGUAAGUAGUGAAGCUGCCAGGAGAAAGGAUUCCGGUUGGAAUUUCCUGAGAGUUGACUGUACUUUACACAGCAAUUAGCCAGUUCAUUGUUUCUGUGUCUUAGUACAAAGGGAAUAAUCCCCAACUGGCCAAGAACUGGCCCUUCGUUAUUUCCUCCUUUCUCGCAUGUGAUAGGUAAGUUUUCAGGCUCCUUUUAUCGCCUCUGUAUCCCUAUAGAGUUUGUCAUUGACCUAAACAUUGGAAAGAAAUGCAAACCAGUAUAAAAUAUUUGAUGCUGGUAGAAACUAGAACUUUGUGUUUUCAUGAGAAUUCAUUUAUAAGCAUAUGUAAUAUAACUAAAAAGAAUGUUUAUGUAUAUACAUACUUGUUAUGAAGUAUUAACAAUGGUAGGGUGUUAGAAUUUUGAUGGCUGACUUUUCCUUAGUUGAACUGUGUUUCCUUGAUCUGUGCAUGCCCAAGUCUGGAGUCCAGGUGACCAAUGAUGAGAUUUGGAAACACUUGAAUGGAAAGUGACUCUUCACUGGCUUUAUUUCUGGUAUUUUUAAAGACUUAUUUUGAUAAUUUUAAUAGAGUGUGUAACUUUAAAACACAUGCAAGAAAAACUUUAAAGUAGUAUUGAUUAUACAGAUAAUUAUUUAACAUGCCUUUUAUGGAUGUAUCUAUAUGUAUAUAGACAGUAAUAUAUUUAUAAAACAAAUAUACUUUAUGUUUAGCUGUCAGUUUGUGGUAGGUGGGAGGGUGGCUGUGUGUGUGUGUGUGUGUGUGUGUGUGUGUGUGUGUGUGUGUGUAAAACUAUCGAGCUGUGUUUCCUGGUUGAAGGGCAUUUGCCCUAAGGUAUAUUUGAUUUGGGUUAUUCUUUUUGCUAUCCAACUUCCUUCUUCAUGAUGAAAUAAGAUGCACAGUUUUCUGGCCAUUCGGUUAGUGGAUGGCCCACCCAUUUUAUUAUCAUCCAACUCCCAAAGCAUUCCAGAGUGACCGGAAGUCAAACAGGUCAUAGCCAUAGGGAGUGCUUAUGUUCGAAAUACAUUAAAUAUGGGAGCCCAGCUAGGAUGUUGGCUUCCUAGGUAUAUGCCAACAAAUACAACUCGGUAUAAAGUACAUGAACUUCAUACAUGUAUUAGAAUAGAGAACGGGCGUGGAAGUAGAGGAACAUGCAUUAAUUUAGAUUAGUCUGGGAAACCCCCUAGACAAAGAUUGACAAAUUUUUUCUAUAAAGGAUUGGAUAGUAAAUAAUUCAGGCUUUGAGAAUGAAUGAUAUGGUCUCUGUAAACUACUUACCUCUGCCCCUACAGCAUGAAAUUAGCCACAGACAAUAUAUAAGUGAGUUAGUGUGGUUGUGUGCAAAGAAAACGUAAUUUACAGGAACACGCAGUCAUUCAGAUUUGGCCUGUGGGCCACAGUUGGCUGAUCCCUGCCCUACCAGGAGAAAACAGACAUGUUAAGCAUUAAAUCCUGAUAUAUGUUAAGAAAUAAUUGUAUUUCAGUUGACAUAGAAAGAAAAUCAUUUAUUAAUGGCCUUCAAAAGAAGAAUGUGACACAGUCAUAUUAAAGCAUCGUAAUUCAUUUAUGGGUCCUACCAGCUCGUACCCAUUAUUUAUUAGUGAGAUUUCUUAUGUUUAACCACCAAAAAUAAAGCAUUCUGUAAAAAGAUAUUUUAGUAAGUACUGAAAAUUUUUCAUGAACUUUAUAUUUCUAUUGAUAAAUGGGACUCCCUCACCUACCUUUUGUUUCUUAAGGGCCUCAUGGACCAAAAAUUCUGUUGUAUUUUGAAAAUUAGCAUAUAAUUAACCACAAAAUAUUUUAAAGACUGCAUCUAUCAGUUACAUUUUUCUGCUGGUUUUUGACUUCUAAAAAAUGGAUAGAUAGGCCCUUCUUUAAAAAUGGUUUUAAAGAAGAUAAAUAUAUUGUAAUUUCAUAUACUAUAUUCUGUGAGGUUACAAAUUGUGACUAGUAUAAUGGUAGCUAAACAGUGAAUGCAUUGACUGUAUUGGUGUCUCUAUAAGAAACAGAGUGUAUCGCUGCUUUCGCUGCCCAAACCUUCGGUGUAGAUUUUUUUAAAGAUGCCUUGGGACAGCCCUUGGUGAAUGGUAUUCUUAACAUGAUCAUGUGUAAUUUUAAAUUCAUUGGACACACACCCUGCAGAGCAUGUGCAUUCAGUGUUCUAUAAAUUGUUACGUCAGUAACAUCGUUUCCAUCAGUCUUGAAUGUUGCAAUCCACUUAAGUAGUCAUACUUUCUUAUAAAAUUGGAAUACAACUCAAGCUUUUACAGUAACUGGUUACUUAACAUUUUUACUUGAAUGCGUCUAUUAACCUGCUUUUUACUUCCAUUACAGUAAUACUGUUGUAUGUUAGUGGCUUUUCCCCAAAGUCCUUAGUCUUUCAGAUUUAAAAACAACAUAAAGUUUCGACCAUUAGCAGUUAAGAAAGUGUCUGCGCAUAUUUUAAUCGUUUAUAACAUUUGUAACGUUUCACUUUCUAAACCAUGGACCCAGUUUGCCAAUUUUCCGUCCGGACAUCUCAGAUGAAUAACAAAUGGUUGUACAUGAAAGCUUUUGAACCCGUUCCUAACGCCGCCUGUGUCUCAAGGGAAAAGGACAUUGGAGCAAUGGUUUGUUUUUGUAAAGAAUAUGUUUUAGAUUUCCUUAAAAUUAUAAAUUUCCUAGCUGAGACGGAACACCCACAAACAUGCAGGCUUCUGCAGAUGUGCACACAGCGUUGCAGGCGAGCCAGGUGACUGAUUUGGUCUUUCCUUUUCCAAAGCCUAGUUGUAUGCGGACAGCAGUUUCCGAUGGGAUCCUUCAAACUUUUCUUAUAGGAAAAUAAGGCAGAGAACAUCCUUAGAACAACCAUUUGAUCAACUGAUGUGAUUUCUGUUUAUCCUGUGUCUAUUCUGCAUGUUUCUGUAAUGGAAUUUUUACAACUCCAAAAAGCAGUGUUUUAGACCUACUGGAAAUCGUAUCAAAACGGCUAUGUGAUUCUGCCUCUGAGAAAAAAUAAUUAAAAAAUUCAUUUUUCUUA